Fusarium mangiferae is the source of this 2097-nucleotide messenger RNA. RefSeq lists its product as uncharacterized. The coding region runs from base 1 to 2097 and encodes 698 amino acids. NCBI's taxonomy places the organism in Eukaryota, Fungi, Ascomycota, Sordariomycetes, Hypocreales, Nectriaceae. The record is from RefSeq and is a predicted model, not a curated record. The transcript has 6 exons. Gene Ontology annotation, molecular function: lyase activity; FAD binding; monooxygenase activity.
AUGGAAUCCAACGGCGUCUCUCACGCAGCCACCAAUGGCCACACUGCCGCCAAGUCCGAUGGGCUCAACAUCGUCAUUAUCGGAGCCGGUAUAGGCGGUCUCACUGCUGCUAUAUUCCUCCGCAGGCAGGGCCAUCGAGUCACCUUGUUGGAGCAAUCCCGCUUUGCCAAUGAGGUCGGAGCGGCGAUGCACCUUGCCCCCAACGCCAAUGGAAUCCUUCGCCGACUUGGUAUCUUUGCAGAGACCAUAGGCGCAAAUGUCUUUGAACGGAGUUCAACGCGGCCAAUGAAGUGGUCCGUGAUGCCGAUAUCACAGGAGCGAACAGGAUCUGGCAGCAUCCAUGGCACUUGGUCCAUCGCGUACGGUUGCAUCAGGAGCUCAAGCGACUUGCAACAACACCAGAAGGACCCGGCAUUCCUGCGGUGCUCCGGACGUCCAGCCGCGUUGUUGAUGUUGACACAGAAACAGCUACCGUCUUCUUGGAGGAUGGCAGCCAAGUUCAGGGCGACUUGGUCGUUGGCGCUGAUGGAGUUCAUCAAAGUCGUUGGAAAGGACUGGAAAGCAUACAGUUCAGGCAAGAGUGCUUUCCGCUUCCUCGUUCCCCGUAAAGAUGUUCUCGAAGACCCGGAAACCGCCCAUUUUGCACAACAUAACGGCCAACUCAUCAUAUGUUAUGCCGCCGACAGACGCAUUGUCAUGUAUCCAUGCGAUGACAACAAGAUGUUUAACUUUGUCUGCAUUCAUCCGCGAGAGGAGAGCGACCCUGGGAGUAAAGAAGACUGGAACAACGAGACGAGCACGUCGGUGUUGUUGGGUGUGUACAAGGAUUUCGAUCCUGCUUUAUUGAAGCUCCUCAGCAAAGCCAGCCCAGAAUCCCUCAAGGCAUGGGAGCUACUAGACAUGGAUGUUCUCCCAACAUGGACCGACAAGAGACUGACCCUUCUUGGCGAUGCUGCUCAUCCUUUUCUCCCUCACCAAGGGCAGGGUGCAGGUGUUGCUAUCGAAGACGCUGCCUCCCUCGCAGUCGUUCUACCACUAGGUACCUCACCGGAAGAGGUCCCUGAGCGGCUACAUCUCUACCAAGAAUUUCGUUACGACCGGGCAAACCGGAUCCAAGAGUUCUCACGACAGGCUGGAAAGGAUAAGCCUGACAAGGAUUUUGACAUGAUGGCGUAUACCAACUUCAACUUGGGCCACGAUGAAUGGGACAAUUCUACCAAUCUUUUCAGGAAGUGGGACUGGGCUCGGAAACCUCAUCUCUACUGGAGAAUGCCCGUGUCUUUUGGACCCUUCCCUGGUCCACGCCAGACCUUCACAGGCGAAGCUAGGAAUGCUACCAACUCGACAUUCACAACAGCCUCCAUCAAGUUCAAGACCUCACGAACUCUUCUACAGAAUCUCUUUCCUUCUACCUCUUUCCGAUUCAAGAGUCCUGGGACAGUCGCAUAUGCUAGCUUCUCCCAGACCACGCUCAAUAAAAUGGAGUGGCUCGGCGGCUCUGGGUACAGACAUAUAGGGCUGUACAUCCAUGGUGUGCAGUAUGUACAAAAAGACGGCACCGUUCGCGAUGGUACAUUCCUGCCCAUCUUGUGGGAAAGCCUCACAGAUCCGAUUGUUAGUGGCCGGGAAGAGCUCGGAAUGCCAAAGCUGUAUUGCUCCAUCGACAUUUGGAAGCGUGCAAACAGUUACCGAAUCCAGACUGGCUGGCAAGGCGUCAAUUUUGGCUCAUUCACCCUUGAAGGUCUUCGAGAGGUUGACAGUGGGAGCUCCAAGGGGACGAUCGGAGGCGAAGACGAUGAAGGAAUAUUUGCGUACAAGUACAUCCCCAAGGUGGGAGAUCGUGGCAAGGCAGAUGUGGAGCAUGCUACCUUUGUGCCGCACGCAGAGGAGUCCAAGGUCGUCCCGAGUAAAGUUCUGAGGGUCUUCACUGCAGACAAGGCCAGCUUUGAGUUUGAUCCUCAUGAUUGGGAGGCUCUGCCGACGCUGCACCACGUCGUCUCGAGGUUGGCAGAAGUCCCCGUGUAUGAGAUUCUGGGUGCAAAGGUUGUUGAGGGUGUUGGUGUCCCAGAUGUCUCCAGUGCUCGAAGGAUUGACUGA